Molecule: messenger RNA, 3067 nt
Organism: Podospora bellae-mahoneyi
Lineage: Eukaryota; Fungi; Ascomycota; Sordariomycetes; Sordariales; Podosporaceae
Exons: 7
Coding region: 305-3067 (920 amino acids)
Biological process (GO): mismatch repair; mitochondrial DNA repair
Cellular component (GO): mitochondrion; nucleus
Molecular function (GO): mismatched DNA binding; ATP-dependent DNA damage sensor activity; ATP binding
Source: RefSeq, a predicted model, not a curated record
GUGUAUUUCAACUUCUGCCAGGCUUCGAAACUUUCCUUGGAUCUCUCCGGCCUUCAUCAAAGACAUCACCAUCGUGCUUGGAACGCCUUCUUGUUAUGAUCCAACCCAUCACCACUAUCUCGCAACGCCCGCUCACGAUCUUGCCUUUCGAUUUCAAAAUUAGGCCUCGAUCUUGUCUUCCAACUCCUUUCAAAUCUCUGGAUAGGCCUCAAUAUUAUCUUUGAACGCUUAGUCACUAUCUUUGAACGCCCAGUUACCAGCUUCGAACGCCUCGUUUUUCUCUUCGAAGACCCUCAAUUUCACAAUGGACGCGUCCACCAGUUCUUCCGACUCCUCCAUAAUCCGGAGAGAGGCUCCUCCAGCUAUCGUCAGGAGCAGCAACUUUACCCCCCGCCGGCCUACCACUCCCACCCUGGACAGCUCCCCUGACCCCUCCAACGCCUCUCUUGGUCUCUCCAGCGCCGCUUACUCUGCCACCUAUGACGCCUCGUUGGCUCCGUCUUCCUUUGCCGCUCCCUCCUACUUUGAAGCUGAGGAGUUCCACCAUCAUGUCGUCUGUGCUGUAGCCGAAUCUCGCUCAGCCGGCGUUAUCGGCCUCGCCACGAUCAAUUUGACCCUAGCCAGCUCCCAGAUUAUCACCAUUGCCAAUGAAAGCAACUAUACGACUCUCAAGCAGACUCUCUCUGCCAUGCAGCACAAGCCGACCACAUUCAUCACUCUGCCCCGUAUCACUGCGGACCGUGCCUCUUCCAGACUGGCCGAGGUCUUGGAAGACGAAAUUGGGUGGCCUACUUACACCACCACGAUGCCCAGAGGAUGUUGGGACAAAGCUCUUGGAAUCAUCAACAUUGAGUACUACGCCUAUAGCGACCAGAUUGCCCCUCUCAAAGUCAUACUGUCAUCCAACAACUUCUACGCCGCCUGCGCCUUCGCGGCCGUCGUCUCCUACAUAGAGAGCUACCAUGGCCUCGCAAUCCGAGCAGGCGCACUCAACAUCGAGUACGUCGAGCCCUCCGGAGUCAUGCGGAUGGACAAAGCAGCCAUCCAAGCAUUAGAACUCCUCCGCAACGGGCGCCAAGCCCAACCGGGCGACAACACGUUGUUCGCGUUAGCAAACAACACGCGGACUCCGGAGGGCCGGCGCCUGCUCACGAGGAGCGUCCUCCAGCCGAUGACGAACGAGGAGGAGAUCAACCUCCACCACGACGCGGUAGAAACUCUGUGUGGCGACGAAGACGUGUUCCGGAAGCUAAGAGAUUGGUUGAAGGAGUUCGACGGGAUCGACUUGGAGUCUAUCUCCGGCUGGUUGGCAAUAGAUCAUAAUGUGAUUCGGCACCCCGUGCAAAGCGGAAUCGUGUCGAGCAGUGGUCGGCACAUGUCGGCGGCCGUGGGAGCCCAUGAGCUCUCACAAGCCGAGGGGGAUUUGAGCCGGGUCCUUGGGCUCAAAUCCUACCUCAAAAACGUCCAAGCCCUCCACCAACUUCUCCGGGCCGCGGACGUGACCGACCACUUGCUUGUGAGUGUAGUGAGCAAGACCGGCGCCGACAAGACCGGGCCGACCCUCGGCCUCCUCGCGGCGGUCCUCCAAGAAGACGCCGCCUACAGCCGUAGCGCGGCUGAGAUAGGGCACGCCCGGAUGUGGGCAAUCCGGGCGUUGCCCAACGACGCCAUCGACCUUGCCCGUACUGAGCACAGGAGGACGCGCGAGGAGGCCGAGGCCUACUUUGCCCUGAAGCUCGCCCUGUUCCAAGAGGUCUUGGGUGAAGCCGCUGCCCCGAAACUAUUCGAUGACAAGGACAAAGGACUGUGCUUUAAGUUCAAGUGGGCGGAUGUCCGUCAAUAUGUCGACACCGACGAGCCGCAGCCCGGGGAAAUUUGGGGUCAAGCCAAGAUUGGUUGUGUAAGGGUCAACCUCGGAAUCCGAAGAGGCGAGCACUACCUGUGCCAGACCGACCGCUUGCUUGAAUUGAGCCAGCAACUUCGAGUCCACUCCGAUAUCAUCACCAAGGAAAGCGACAAGUACGUCCUCGAGUUGCGUAACGCCAUCGCAGAGGCUGGUUAUGUGACCGACCUCACCGCGAUAGCAAAGGCUGUCGCCCAGUUGGACUUGAUCUGUUCCCACGCCGAAUUAACAACCACCCAUGGAUAUGUUCGCCCAAAGCUCGGCAAGGAACUCGCUUUGAUCAAAGCCCGUCACCCCAUCAUGGAAGCCAGAAGAGGUUUCGUUCCCAACGACGUGUUCUCUGGCGAUGACACCAAGUUCGUGGUAGUGACCGGUACAAACAUGGGCGGCAAGACGACAUACAUCAAGACAAUUGCCCUCAUUCAGAUUCUCGCUCAGAUCGGCUGUUUCGUUCCAGCAGAGAGGGCAGCUGUUCCAAUUUGCGACCGAAUCUUUGUCCGGUCUGCAACCAACGACAAUGCUGCAGGCAAUGCCGGUACAUUUGCGGUAGAGAUGGACGAAAUGUCUGUCAUUUUGCACGGCGCCACCAACAAGAGCUUGGUGAUCAUUGAUGAACUUGGUCGAGGAACCUCCACCGCCGAGGGUCUAGGACUCGCCGCCGCCAUGGCAGAAGAGCUCGUAAAGAAGAAGUCUCGUGUCUUUUUCGCAACCCAUUUCCUCGAUCUGGGCAAAAUGUUGAAUGCCUGGUAUCCAUCACAAGUUCUUAACGUCCACAUGACCAGCCAUGGUUCUGUCGAGGACGGCCACGCCACGAUUUCCCUCCCCCACACCGUCGUCGCCGGCCCGGUGAACAAUUGGGAUUACGGCCUGGAGCUCGCCAGUCGCUACUUCCCAGCAAGCCUCAUCGAGAGUGCCAGACAGUGGUCAAAAUAUCACCAAGAGCAAGCAGAGCUUAGCCGCAAAGAGAGGACGUCAGACGAGAUGAAGAGCGCAGCGGAGGUCGCCCUUAUGCAUCAUAUGGAGCAGGCGCUGUCUUCACAGAUGAGUAACAUUGAGUUGGCGGAGAGAUUGGAGGUGGUGACCGAUCAGUACAAGGCCUUGGAAGAGAGAGGUGAGGUGUCGAAUGAGGGCGGUGAGGCUUCGAAUGAUAAUGCCGAGGCCUAA